This is a messenger RNA of Chelmon rostratus (copperband butterflyfish), 2575 nucleotides long. It is a transcript of the gene ugt8, whose product is annotated as UDP glycosyltransferase 8. NCBI's taxonomy places the organism in Eukaryota, Metazoa, Chordata, Actinopteri, Chaetodontiformes, Chaetodontidae. Bases 180 to 1832 code for a protein of 550 amino acids. Gene Ontology annotation, molecular function: UDP-glycosyltransferase activity. The transcript is spliced from 6 exons. The record is from RefSeq and is a predicted model, not a curated record.
CUGCCAGUUUAAUGUUCGCUCUGCGCCGCUUCUCCACCCGGGGACCCAUUUUGAUUUAAGUCCACGACACUUUUUUUGUGUCUCCCCGAAACUUUGAAGCCCGUUCAAGACAAUUAGGACUACUGCUGCAGUUUCACCCCCCUCCCCACCUCUCCUGAGCAACGUUCAAGUGACAAGCCAUGCUACUACCCUCGUCACUACUCCUCCUCCUUGGCCUCCUCAGCUGGAGUCCCAGUGCAUCACGGGCCGCUAAAGUGAUCGUGGUCCCGCCCAUCAUGUUCGAAUCGCACCUCUACAUCUUCAAAACGCUGGCCACAGCGCUGCACCAGGAGGGCCACGAGACCCAUUUCCUCAUUUCAAAGGGUCGUGAGGUGCCCCUCUCCCCUCACUACCACUUACAGCACUACCCAGGGAUCUUUAACAGCAGCACGGCGGACAAUUUCCUCCAGUCCAAAGUCAGCAACAUCUUCUCAGGCCGCCUGACAUUUCUGGAACUGUUUGACAUUCUUGACCACUACUCUCAGAACUGCGAUGCUGUUGUUGGCAAUGUCGAGGUGAUGACCCGCCUCAGGGAGGCCAAGUUUGACCUGCUGCUCGUGGACCCUAACGAGAUGUGCGGUUUUGUGCUCGCUCAUAUCCUCGGUGUGCAAUAUGCUGUGUUCAGCACAGGCCUGUGGUACCCUGCAGAGGUGGGUGCCCCGGCUCCGCUCUCAUACGUGCCCGAAUUCAACACAUUGCUGACAGACCACAUGUCUCUGGUGCAGAGGAUCACCAACACAGCGGUUUACCUGGUGCAACGCUUUGGAGUCCAUUAUAUUGCGUUACCCAAGUAUGACCGGAUUAUGAAGAAACAUGGGGUGAAGCCUCAAGUGGCCAUGGCUGACUUGGUGCAGGGCAGCCGGCUGUGGAUGCUAUGCACUGACAUGGCCCUGGAGUUCCCCAGGCCCACCCUGCCAAACGUGGUGUACAUAGGAGGCAUCCUUACCAAGCCCCCCAACCCACUGCCACAGGAUUUUGAGGCAUGGGUGAAUGACACAGCGGAGCACGGCUUUGUGGUGGUGUCGUUUGGAGCUGGGGUCAAGUACCUUUCCCAGGAUAUUGCUCACAAACUGGCGGGUGCCCUUGCCAGGCUGCCCCAGCGUGUCGUCUGGAGAUUCUCUGGAGUCCCACCAAGUAACCUCGGCAACAACACCAAGCUUGUUGACUGGAUGCCCCAGAAUGACUUAUUAGGCCACGCCAACACCAGGGCCUUCCUGAGCCACGGCGGCCUGAACAGCAUCUACGAGGCCAUGUACCAUGGGGUGCCGGUAGUCGGCGUGCCCCUGUUCGGAGACCACUAUGACAGCAUGACUCGUGUGGCCGCCAAAGGUAUGGGUAUCAUGCUGCACUGGAAGUACAUGAGCGAGGAUGACCUCUACACAGCCCUGACCAGCGUCAUCACAGACACCAGGUACCGCCAGCAAGCACGUCUUCUCUCCAACAUUCACAAAGACCAGCCAGGCCACCCUGUGACCAGGGCCGUCUACUGGAUCAGCUACAUCCUCCGUCACCACGGUGCCAACCACCUGCGCUCUGCCGUAUACGAGGUGUCCCCCUACCAGUACUUCCUGCUGGAUGUGAUUUUCACCAUCGUGGCUGCUCUGGCUCUGGGCUUCUUUGCUCUGCAACGGUUGGUCCGAUUGCUGAGGGGGAACGCCGGGGACCAAAGCAGAGGAGGUGGCCUCACCAGGGAUGAUGGUAGCAUGGCCAACGGACACUGCCAUAGCGAGAGCAUGGCCAAUGGGAAACACAAAGGCAAUGGCUCCUUGAAAAUCGAGAAGAAGAUGAAUUAGUGUUUUGAAUGGCCAAGAGGGACGAGGAAGAAGUUUCCCCAAGGACUCAGCUCUAGGAUUGGUUUUAUAAAAGCUUUGAGAGAAAGCUGCUCUUAGGUCGAGAGGCAACUGUUAUUCAGAGCGAGCAAGAAGCUCUAGAAGGAUACACAAUGCAUGGUGUGGGGGACAGAGCAAGGCAUUGGGUGCUCAAAACGUGUGUGUGUGUGAAUAUGUGUGUGUGGGUGUAUGCGUGUGUGUGUGCACUGAGGCAAAUUUAACGAAAAGACUCUAACAACAACCGCAGCUACAGCAAUACAACACCAAAUUGGAAAGUCAACAGGAAAGACACAUUGGAGGACAUUGUUGGUUCACGUGUGUCUUCUCUCCUGCAUGUUCUCCGUUGUCUUCCUGCCUUCCUUGCGCGGUGGAAGGAUGAUGGAGAGGGGAAAAUCCUGUGCGCCAACCCCUCAUCCUCAGAACAAAACAAGAAAAACAAACAGAACUUUUGAAAUAUUUGGGAUUUAGUGUUUUUAAUUGCAAACUGUGCUUCAACACUGCUCUGGCAAACUGUAAAUAGAGGACAAAUCUAUUUAUUACUAUUAUUACAUUUUAAUGACAAAGCUUUUUAACUUUUAUUUUAUUUUUAAUUUAUUUCAUCUAUCAGUGUUGUGAUGGCAUGAAGGUAGAUGUGCAUUCCUUUCUCUAAGCUAACUCUGUGCUUCAUAUUGAUACUGACAGCAGCGGUCAUUGUAAGUCUGCACAGG